Otolemur garnettii (small-eared galago) is the source of this 1625-nucleotide messenger RNA. RefSeq names its product TNF alpha induced protein 8 like 3 (gene TNFAIP8L3). Gene Ontology annotation, cellular component: cytoplasm. Gene Ontology annotation, biological process: regulation of apoptotic process. The record is from RefSeq and is a predicted model, not a curated record. Lineage: Eukaryota; Metazoa; Chordata; Mammalia; Primates; Galagidae. Bases 113 to 727 code for a protein of 204 amino acids. The transcript has 2 exons.
CCGCGGCCGCAGCGCACUGCCCCGGCUUCUGCCCGCACCGAGUGCGCCGCGGCAGCCCGAGCGCCCCGCAGACGGGCAAGUGGUCGUGGACGCCCAGCAAGCAGCCUGCAGCAUGGAUUCGGAUUCCGGGGAGCAGAGCGAGGGCGAGCCCGUGUCCGCCGCAGGUCCUGACGUUUUUAGUUCAAAGAGUCUUGCCCUUCAAGCCCAGAAGAAGAUUCUGAGCAAAAUAGCCAGCAAAACUGUGGCCAAUAUGUUGAUUGAUGACACCAGCAGCGAGAUCUUUGAUGAGCUCUACAAAGUCACCAAAGAGCACACCCACAACAAGAAGGAAGCCCACAAGAUCAUGAAAGACUUAAUCAAGGUGGCAAUCAAAAUUGGGAUCCUCUACCGGAACAACCAGUUCAGCCAGGAGGAGGUUGUUAUUGUGGAGAAGUUCCGAAAGAAGUUGAACCAGACCGCCAUGACCAUCGUCAGCUUCUAUGAGGUGGAAUACACCUUUGAUAAGAACGUGCUGGCCAAGCUCCUGCACGAGUGCAAGGACCUGGUGCACGAACUGGUACAGCGACACCUGACGCCCAGGACCCACGGGCGCAUCAACCACGUCUUCAACCACUUUGCCGACCUGGAGUUCCUCUCCACCCUCUAUCGCCUGGAUGGAGACUGUCGGCCCAACCUCAAGAGAAUUUGUGAAGGAAUCAAUAAAUUACUAGAUGAGAAAGUCCUCUGAAUGCCUUCCCUCCUCCUGGACUUUGCUGCUUUAACAUUAUGGCACCCAACCAUGGUCCGGGUGAGAAUCACAUAGCCAAGCAGAAACCCUUGUUGAAGAUGUCUGUGUUCUGUCCAUUUGUCCCUCUGAUGCUGAUGCUGAACUCAGCUCAGGUGUGUUUAUCUUCUGAGCUCUCUGACGAAGUCUGUACUUAAAAUCACUUAUGUUUGCAAGUCCAAAAGGACAUUUCAUCUAUUCUAAGCAGAUAGGCUGCUUUGCUCAUCACAGUGAGCUCAGUUCAUCUCGAGGAGUAGAAGGAGCCCUGGACCAUAUGGAUUUGGUUCCCAGCUCCGCCAGUUACAACUCUGUCCUUUGUGUCCUGGAACCACGAUGCCACCUGCCUACCUCACAGGGCUGUUGUGAGGACUGAAUGAGAUGACGUAUGUUCAUGGUUUUGAGAACACGAAUGUAAGGUCUUCGUAUUUUGUCCUCUGGGUGUGAGAGGUAUAAACCUGGAUCUAGACGAUUGAGCAGCAGAGAAGAAAAGAACAAUAGAAUCUAUAGGCUGGGUUUGCAGUCUGCCUCUAAAUGUGCCCCUUCCAACAUGGUGAAAUCCAAAGUAUGGCUGUAAAUUGGAAAAAUGUUUUCCAAGAGCUGUGUUUCUGAGUUCUUAGAUGUGCAGGUUCAUGACCCUGUGUAGGGGAACCUUCCACGGGGGUUGGGGAGAGAGUGUCCCACCCGUAACACGGAAGCAGAGAUGGUCUGUGCUCCCUCUGCAGGGCCAGCAUCCCCUCACCCAAGGGCACCAUCCACUGGGCAAUGGGAAUAAGCAUGUGAGUGGGGCAGAAUGAACCACCCCGUCUGUUCUUCUUGGCCUUUCACAGUCAUUUUCUGCUGUUUUCUCUGGUUCAUUAAUAAA